AUGGGUAGAAAUAUUGUCGUAAUGUGUGAUGGAACAUGGAAUAAUCCAAAUUCCCAAACAAACGUUUUUACAUUAUAUAAAGAAUUAAUUGAGAGAGAUUAUCAACAACAUGUUUUGUAUAUAGACGGAAUUGGAGUUGGUGAAUUGACCUGGAAUUUUAUCGUUGAUGGAGCUAUAGCUCUAAGUCUUGAUAAUAAAAUCAAAGAAGGUUAUAGAUUUAUAGUUGAUAAUUAUCGUCAUCCUGAUGAUGAUAUAUGGAUUUUUGGUUUUAGUCGUGGUGCUUACACUGCGAGAUGUAUUGCUGGAAUGAUAAGAAAUUGUGGAAUAAUAAAUCGAGAAAUCAAUCCUGAUCAAAUUGACAAAAGUGUUGAUCUCGCUUAUAGUUUUUAUCGUGAUAGAGAUUUAGCUAAACACCCGGAAGCAAAAGGUUCUGAAGAAUUUAAAAAAUCUUUUAGUUAUCCUGAUUCUAAAAAAUACACUAUAAAAUUCCUUGGAUUAUGGGAUACUGUUGGCGCUCAUGGUUUACCCGGUUAUGCAAUUGGUGAAGGUUUUAAAUAUUUGGAAUUCUAUGAUCAAACUGUACCUAGUAUAAUUGAAAAUGCUUAUCAAGCUUUAGCUAUUCAUGAAAACAAUGCUUUCUUUGAACCUUGUCGUAUACUUCCGAACAAAUCUGGUACUAAAGUAAAAGAGACUUGGUUUCCGGGUGUACAUAGUGAAAUAGGUGGUGGAACUUUUUUAUCACUUAAAGGCAAUGAAAGAAUAACUAAUGCAACUCUUUUGUGGAUGAUAGAAAAUAUCGUAGAAGUUGGAGGUUUAUUAAUGCAUAAUGAUAUCGAGACUUAUCGUACUCGUUUCUCUCCUGAUGUUGGACCUUCUUGGAAUAAUAUGAAUUAUAUAUUUGAUCGUAUCAGUACUAUUCUUCCAACGAUAAUAGUUAAAGAUAGAACUAUUUCAUUAGAAUUAGAUUCUAGUCCAAACUUUUUAAGAAUAGAUUCUAGUCAAAAAUGUUUAAGAAAAGAUCUUCUUUAUAGGGAUGGUGAUUGGUUGCUUCCAUUUGGUACUAGGUCAUAUCUGUGUACUCAUUAUACUUCGAAAACAUAUGAAGAAUUACGUAAAGUUAUGGAAACGAAUGGAGUUAAACUAUAUAAUAAAGAUAAUAGAAAUAUAAAAUACGAUUUGGAUGUAAAUGAAAAUGCACAAGAGGAUACUCGUCCAUAAUCAAGGAGGAUAAGGAGGAUAUGAUUUAUUGAACAAUUUCAUUUAGUUUCAAGUAAAUUAUUAGAUUGAUAAUGUCACUUUCAAAUAGAUUUAAUAUAUAGUUUUUUCUUUGGAGACAUUACAAGAACGAAUAAUAUUGGAACAAAUAAUAUUUCAUUUUCACGAUCAUUUUUUUUUU
Molecule: messenger RNA, 1396 nt
Organism: Rhizophagus irregularis DAOM 181602=DAOM 197198
Lineage: Eukaryota; Fungi; Glomeromycota; Glomeromycetes; Glomerales; Glomeraceae
Source: RefSeq, a predicted model, not a curated record